UCGCACACGAACUGCAGCCUUUAGCAUCUCUGCUAAACCUUACUGUCUAUGGUAAAACCCAACGAACAGCGACGAUAUAUAAAAAUGAUCAAAACUAGCGCGUGGACAAUGACCUUCAAUCAUUUCAGCGAAACAUGUAAAUGUGAAAACAUGAUAAAAGACUUGCAUGUAUGUGAAGAAUGGUGCAUUUGAGCAGUGUGUGAUUUAGCAUUGGACUAUUGUUGUUCCUCACGUCAUGCCAGCCUGAACUUAAAGAGACCGCCGCUCUUCUUUAAUACAUGCUGAACCUCUCCGAAAUGAUUCUUGGUUCACUAAUAGGAUAAAUCAUAUCCAAAAAGUUGAUGAAUUCUUACAUUGAUGCUGUGAAUAAGUAUAACAGGGUUACUGCGUUAAGCACCAGCAGGUGAAUGAAGAGUUGUCAGUGAGAUGCUGUAGGAGGAAUUGGUAAUCAACACAGUGAUCGGAACAUCGGCACAGAAGAUGGACAAGAAAUCCUUUGAUAUAGUAUUGGACGAAAUUAGAAAGUGUGUUUUGACAGAUCAACGUAUCAAAGCUAUAGAGCAGGUUCAUGGGUAUUUCUCCAGUGAACAGGUGAUUGACAUGCUGAAAUACUUCUCUUGGGCAGAGCCACAGAUAAAGGCAGUCAAAGCCUUGCAACAUAAAAUGGUUGCAAUACCUACAACAAAGGUUGCAAACAUCCUUAAUUGUUUCACAUUCUCAAAGGACAGAAUUAUUGUACUGGAACUCAUUGCUCUAAAUAUUUCAGAUGCCCAAAAUUUCCGUCCUGUGGAUGAUGCGUUCCGUACUCACCUCGCUGAGAAGCGGUGUGCAAGAAGAAUCCUAGAGCAGGUGUGUAAGGUGGGAUGUAAAGCUCCAGUGGCUAUGAUUUCAUCCUGUGGGAUGAUCCCAGGCAACCCUUACCCCAAAGGCAAACCCAGCCAGGUCACUGGAACAUUCCCUAGAAUUCCUGCCAAAAAGGAUGGAGACGAUACAACCCUGGAUGGAAAGGGCAUUGCUGCACGUAUCCUUGGACCAAGCAAACCAUCACCAUCAACGUACAAUCCACACAGACCUGUGCCAUACCCCAUCCCACCAUGUAGGCCACAUGCAACUAUCGCUCCAAGUGCAUACAACAAUGCAGGUCUGGUGUCAGUGGGUGGGGUCAUCACUGCCAGUGUGCCACCCCCACCCUACCGAGCCACUCCCAAUUUGGCAGGUUACAGCCAACCUGUUGGGCAACAAAAUCCAACCUCCAACAUCUCUGGCACACCUGCUAUUUCUCCUCAUAAUUCCACCGCAUCCACUCCUGCCACCUCCCAGCCUCAGCCUACCACACCAAUCACUCCAGUUUUUCCUGGCAUGGUCCCAUCCCAGAACCCUGUUACCCCCUCCCCUACUCCUGCCCCCUCGCCCUCAGUAAUCAAAGGGCCUCCUGCCCCAGCUGGCUCUCCCCAAGUUGCCUCAAACUCUAGUGGCCACACCACGCCAGUUCCUUCUCCGUUCGCUGGCAUGCCCCCUUCUGGUCGAAACACCCCUUCAGUCAUCAGAAGUCAUACCCCAUCUGGAACACCCUGUGGAACACCUGGGCCAAGUGCAAGCAUCCCUCCUUCUCCCUUCCACAGUGCUCCCCGCUCAGAAAGACCUACUGGUGGACUCACAUCUACUCCCAGGGCAACUGAUGAUCCCUUGACUCCUCAUGGAGCUAUGGGAUUACACUCAAAGAAGGGGUACCCACCCUCCUCAGAUUCCCAGUCAGCACUUUUGCUCCCUGGCACUCCCUCCACCCAGUCACAUUCAGUUAUCCGUAGUUACACACCCUCAGGGAUGUCCUCCCUCACUCCUGGACGCUCUACUCCAAGCAUGCAAGGUGUUGGUGGAUUACCAGUGGCGUCCAGUCCUAGUCCUAAACCCUCUCCUGGACUGACCUCUCAGACAGCCAUGAGUAGCCCUGCUGGAGCUUUGUUUAUGGACCAACAUUCUAGCUCCAUGGUCCGGCAAGGUGGAGGUAGUGGAAGCAACAGUCCUGUCCCUUCUGCUUUUAAAGGUCCCUCCUGUUCUAGCACUCCUUCUCUUAGCUCUCUAGUUAUGCCAAGCUCUGCUGUUCUUGCCCGACCCCUUGGCAUUGCUCAUGGUGCUGCUUCACCACAGUCUUCUUUGCCCAGCACUGCUGGUGUAUCUGCACUACACAGUCUUUCCUCGGUUCUGGGCUCUCAGUCUGGAAGCAGCCCUUCUCCACAUUUUCCAGUGUCUCCUUUCUCUGGAGCCCAGUCCUCCAUUUCCACCUCAUCCACUUCUACUCCUCCAGUCUCAUCUGUAUACUCUGGCCUGGCCCACUCUAGUGCUCCCUCGCCCUCCCCCUUUGGCCUGGGAUUGACCACAGCUCCCUCCGUGUUCCCGGGUCUUCCUUCCGGCCCAAACCCUGCCUUCCAAGGUUUUGGAGGCUCAGGUCACACUGCAGCAGGUAGUCCGGUGCUGUCCUCCUUAAUGGGGCUUCCAGGAGCCUCUUCCUCAGUAGCCACCGUUGCACCUCUCCAGGCAGCAGCAGUCGCAGCAGCUGCUGCAGCAGGAAUCUCCUCCUCUUCUCCUGUGCUUCCUGGAUUUGCCUCUGCAUUCAGCUCUAACUUCAACCCCGCCCUUGUUGGCCAGGCUGGGCUAACUGGUAGUCUCCAGGCCCCUGGAGGUGCAGCUUUUCCAGGGUUGCUGUCUUUCCCCCCAGGGAUGCCCAGCUUCUCCACGACAGCAUCCCCUGCUUCCCUCUCUGGUCUUCACAACUCCGCCAUGCAAUCUGCUCUUUUGCAGGCUCACUCUGCAUCAGCGCUUGACAGUUACCCUCCCCAGCCAAAUGGAUUCACCAACUACCCUGCAGCCGCAGGCUCGAGCUUCCCUUUGCAGCCAGGCCUGCAUCCACAACUGGGUUGGCAGUAACUCAUUGUGAGUUACAGAGUGCAGGCAUAUCGAAAACUAUGUGACAUUUUGUGUGAAGCGUGCCUAAACAAUGACGAACAUUGUGGACUGUGGUGCUCUGCAUGAAAAAAGAUGUCAUAAUUGUCAUAACACAAUUAUGGGUAAAAUUCAGAAACUAAUGUGGAAACUCUACUCUCCAAUAAUUUCCUUUAGAAGAUACAAGUCUCAAAUCAAGACGAGCUUGUGGUUUAGCGCACUGCAUUAGUAGAACAUAAUUUUGAUUGACUUUUGAAGGCUGGACUGUAUUUGAAUUAAAUGAAUACUGUUCUUUA
This is a messenger RNA of Carassius carassius (crucian carp), 3236 nucleotides long. Its product is annotated as proline and serine-rich protein 1-like. The record is from RefSeq and is a predicted model, not a curated record. Bases 481 to 2925 code for a protein of 814 amino acids. Lineage: Eukaryota; Metazoa; Chordata; Actinopteri; Cypriniformes; Cyprinidae. The transcript has 12 exons.